AUGGAAGAGGUUUUGGAGAGACAAGAGCGAGAAACUAGAGAAACAAUGCGUAGAAGAGGUGCAAGCAAGAGGGUGCAGAGAGAACUAGAUGAGCAACUUGGCAUAGCAGUGGCUUUGCUUGAGGAAGAAAAUCAGAGCCGCUAUGGUUCACGUGAAGGCCGUUGCCCGGAUGUGGACAGACAUAGACAUUCUCGGGGUAAGAAUCUUCUAGAAGAUUAUUUUAUCCCACAAUCUCUGUACUAUGAUGUUCAUUUUCAGAAAAAUGCUGCUGGAAAUUUGGGACUUCUUCCCAAGCAAAAGUUCAUAGCAGUGAUACGAAUGUUGGCGUAUGGGUCAUUUGCUGAUCAGGUGGAUGAGAUUGUCCGUAUGGGGAAGUCCACUAUUUUGGAGACCUUGGUGCGAUUCUGUGAUGCAGUGGAAACUCUGUACACCAGGGACUACUUGCGCAGACCUACGCCCAGGGACCUGCAACGGCUUCUACAAAAAGCUGAGAUUCGAGGAUUUCCUGUAAUGAUUGGCAGCAUUGACUGCAUGCACUGGCAAUGGAAAAAAUUUCCAACUGCUUGGCAAGGGGAUUACAAAAACAGGAAAGGGCAGAAAUCAAUCAUCCUUGAAGCAGUUGCUAGAUUCGAUACAUGGGUUUGGCAUGCCUUCUUCGGAGUUGCCGAAUCUCAAAACGAUUUGAACGUACUGGGUCAAUCCCCGGUGUUUAAUGAUGUAUUGAGAGGUGAAGCCCCAAAUGUCACAUAUGAAAUCAACAAUACUGUCUACCAAAAUGGGUAUUAUCUAGCUGACGGCAUCUACCCAAGGUGGACCGCAUUUGUGAAAUCAAUUCCACAUCCUCGAUCUCAUAAGCAAAAAUUAUUUGCUGCCUAUCAAGAGGGUUACAACAAAGAUGUGGAGAGGUGGUUUGGUAUCCUCCAAGCGUGGUGGGCUAUUAUUAGGGGUGCGGCGCGUCUAUUUGACGAAGAGGUGCUUAGGAGCAUAAUGAUAACUUGUAUCAUCCUCCACAACAUGAUUGUGGAGGAUGAGUAUGAUUAUCUAGCUGAUGAAGUGUAUGAACCAGAUCCCAUGAAUACGCCCUUGACACGAAUUUAUGAAAAACCCUUGGGGCCAAAUGGAGAACCAGUGCAGCAUGAACCGUUGGUUCGAGACGGUAGUUUCAUGCCCCGUAUGAUUGAUCGCUACACGGAGAUGCAAUCGUCGUAUAUUCAUGAAUGA
Molecule: messenger RNA, 1221 nt
Organism: Prunus avium (sweet cherry)
Lineage: Eukaryota; Viridiplantae; Streptophyta; Magnoliopsida; Rosales; Rosaceae
Source: RefSeq, a predicted model, not a curated record